AUGUAAAUUAGAGAUUAUCUACAAGAAGAUUCUUACUCGGAGAGCUUAAGGAAAUUUAAAAAGGGAUAAAUAUCGAAGAAGAGUAAUAUCAAGAAGCUUAAGGAGAGCCAAAGCAAAUUUGAUAUACAAUUUAUCCUAAUCCUCAUCAAAGAGAGGGAAGUUAUGAAUUUAAUUCAUGAAUUGAGGAGAGAUGAGUAGUUCUAGAAAAUUUAGAGAGCAGACUUGUUUUAAGGCAUUACUAAGGAUGAAAAAAUUAUUGAAUAAGAUCUAGUAAAUUUUAUGAAAAAAUACUACCCUACUGGAAUGAUAAACUAAGGAUGCCAACAAUUGCUAAUUAGAAUAGAUUAAAAUCACGAUGGAUUAAUAACAUAUUAAGAUUUCUAUAACUUUAUGAAUGACAGUGAAAACGAUUAGGCGAUAACAAAAAACACUUCAUAAAUAUUUGAUGACAUCAGCCACAUAAAUCAAAUUGGAAAUAAUUCUAAUUUAGGAUCAAUAUACUCAUAGUAAGAAGAAAUUAGUAAAUUCGCUCCACUAAGAUUAGUAAAUCAUUCUAUAAUAAAUCAAAGCAACUAAAAACCAUAAACAUAAUCUCACCUUAACCCAUAUUCCCCUCCUCUAAGGUUAAAAGUAAAAGAUCUUAAUCCUUAAAUAUAAGGAACAACUUAGACUAAUUUUAAACAAAAGUAAGCUUCUCCUACCAAUUCAGAUUAGUAGUUUUAAAUACAAAUAAAUGACUUUAAAAUUAAAAAUCCAAAGCCAGACACCAGAAGAAAACUAUUUCUAGACUCUAAUGGGAAAAGUAAAGAUCUACAAGAAUAUGAUUAAUUACUGUCAAAGUAACAAGAGCCCUUAAACAAAAUGCAAAUUGAUAAUUUUAAUAGAAGAGCAGAGAUCAUAGAAAAUAGCUUGAAAGUACAGAGUGAUUACAAUAAAAAUGCUGUAAGCUAAUCUGAAUAUGAAGAGGAUUAGUAAUAAUAUUUAAUCACUAAAGAAUAGGAGGAAUUUCAGAGUUCAAAUCAAGAUGAUAUCGAGAUACCAAUGAAUGAAAAGCUGUUUGAAGCUCUGGAUUACAGAGAAAGCUCUUAGGAUUCUAGAGUGUUCUUCUCUCAACAACAUAGCAUAUCGAGCUAAGAUUUUGACUUCAAAAUUUUGAUUUCAGAGUUUACAGAUUAUAUAAAAGAAGUAGUUUAGAGUGAAAAAGACUUGGAUACUUAUAGAAUAUCGCUUCUAUAACAAAAUGACUUUGACAUUGUAGAGUGCUUUAAAUUUCUUGAUAUUUAUUAGCAGGGUAUACUAUGCUAUUAGACAUUGAAAGAUUUCUUUAGUUAAACCUUUAAAAUGAUACUCUCAGAAAGAGAGUUAUCUCUUCUUUUAAAUAAUUACAGCAAGAUAAAAGACGGUAAAGGCAUCAGAUUCUCAGACCUAUGCGAAAUAUUCGCACCUAAAAACCCACCAAAGCACAUUAAAAAGUUAAUAAAGGAGAAAUUUGAUCAGAUUCCUGGAAAUCAAAGUUUCAAUCAAGAGAUAAUAAGAGAUAUCAAGAUAUUAUUCUAAAAAUUAAUAUAGAAAGAAAUGGACCUAGAGAUGAUAAGAUAUAGGAUAAAUUCCAUUGAUUAUUCCUCCUAGAAUAUAGAUCCAUUCAACCAACUUUCUAAAAUGCUUAAUGUUAAUGAAAAAUCUGGGAAAAUUGAAUAAUGUAAGUUAGUUGAGUUGCUGGAGGAUAAAAAAAGUAUCAAUUUAUCAAGCAAAGAUCUGAAAAUAAUCUAUUCAAAAUUUGAUAAAGACCGAAAAGGUCAUAUAAGUAUGAUAGAUUUAAAGGAGGAGUUGAAGACAUAAACUUAUUGA
Molecule: messenger RNA, 1848 nt
Organism: Stylonychia lemnae
Lineage: Eukaryota; Ciliophora; Spirotrichea; Sporadotrichida; Oxytrichidae
Source: the annotation of a GenBank genome assembly